Candidula unifasciata is the source of this 515-nucleotide messenger RNA. NCBI's taxonomy places the organism in Eukaryota, Metazoa, Mollusca, Gastropoda, Stylommatophora, Geomitridae. The record is from the annotation of a GenBank genome assembly.
AUAUCCAGAUUGUCAGUGUUAAGCCAGUCGCCCCUGAACGGCCAGAGUUUGCAGGCAAGGAUGUGCCCAGUGAAAUCACUUCUUUCUACUACGAUAAUGAGGUUGAUAUGUUCCAGUUUGAUAGGCCAUACCACAGGGAAGGAAAGGAUAAAAACAAUGAAUUUAAGACAUUGUGCUUGGAAAGGACCAUCAUGCAAACAAGCUACAAGCUGCCAGGAAUUCUCAGAUGGUAUGAAGUAACCAGCACCAAGGUUGUCCAUCUUGGACCAGUGCAGACUGCUUCAGAUACAGUCAAGCAGAUGAAUGCGGAGCUGAAAUCCAGCUCAGAGAAUGCUGAGGCAGAUCCAGAACACUGCUUGAGGCAUUUGGAGAUGAGGCUGCAGGGAGUCAUCAGUGGGGCUGUCAAUGGUGGCAUUCCCAAGUAUCAAGAGGCAUUUUUCAAUAAAGAGUACAUUGCUAAUUAUCCUGAUGAAACACCUUACAUUGAAGAACUGAAGUCAGAUAUCCUUGAACAG